This is a messenger RNA of Aspergillus alliaceus, 941 nucleotides long. Its product is annotated as ADP-ribosylation factor family protein. Gene Ontology annotation, biological process: vesicle-mediated transport; intracellular protein transport. Gene Ontology annotation, cellular component: cytoplasm. The record is from RefSeq and is a predicted model, not a curated record. Lineage: Eukaryota; Fungi; Ascomycota; Eurotiomycetes; Eurotiales; Aspergillaceae. The transcript has 6 exons. Bases 274 to 828 code for a protein of 184 amino acids. Gene Ontology annotation, molecular function: GTPase activity; GTP binding.
UUUUUCCUUCCCUCCUCUCUCUUCCUUCUUUUCCCACCUCCCCUUCGUUGACAAGUAAUUGGACCUUACAGCGGGAUUGCUCACACUCUUCAAUUCCAACCCCCUGCUCGUGUGUCCCACCGCACUCGAAACCUGGUCUCAACCCAGAUCGCAAGCACGGUUGAAACUCUUCUACGCUCAACCAACAACAGUACCACUUCACAUCGACCUUUUCUUUCUCCUCUCUCUUUUCUUACUGUCGGUGACCUCAGAAGUCACUAACCCGUCGUCAAAAUGGGUGGUCAAGUUUCCAAGUUGAUGGGGAAGAUUUUCGGCACGAAGGAAAUGCGGAUUUUGAUGCUGGGUUUGGAUGCUGCUGGAAAGACCACAAUUCUCUACAAACUCAAACUCACGAAUCAGGAGGUCACUACUAUUCCCACUGUCGGUUUCAACGUCGAGAGUGUCACCUAUAAGAAUGUCAAGUUCAACGUGUGGGAUGUCGGUGGACAGGACAAGAUUCGGCCGCUAUGGAGGCACUACUACUCGGGAACGCAAGGUUUGAUCUUCGUGGUCGAUUCAAGCGAUACGGCCCGAAUGGAAGAGGCUCGCUCCGAACUGCAUAAAAUCAUCAACGAUCGCGAAAUGAAGGAUGCUCUUCUGCUGGUUUUUGCAAAUAAACAGGAUGUCCAAGGCCAUAUGAGCCCCGAAGAUGUUACCAACGCGCUCCAGCUCAACAAGCUGAAGGACAAGCUGUGGUAUGUCGCGCCUAGCGUUGCUACUGAGGGUACUGGUAUCUUUGAAGGGCUCGCUUGGCUUUCCAACAACGUGAAAACACCGCCCCAGAAAUAAUAUCAUCACAGCCGCCAACUAUUUGAAUUGUGACUCUAGAGGUCACUUACAUAGUCCUCGUGUAUAACAUUUCUCUAUAUCGUUUGGCCUCUUUCGUUCAUGUCCGCUCUGAU